Molecule: messenger RNA, 2709 nt
Organism: Juglans microcarpa x Juglans regia
Lineage: Eukaryota; Viridiplantae; Streptophyta; Magnoliopsida; Fagales; Juglandaceae
Product: protein MICRORCHIDIA 6
Exons: 21
Coding region: 374-2449 (691 amino acids)
Cellular component (GO): nucleus
Molecular function (GO): ATP hydrolysis activity
Source: RefSeq, a predicted model, not a curated record
UCCCUUACCUUUUUUUAACAUUGUUUAGUUUUUGAAAAUUGUUCCAGGGUUUGGUGAAAUUUCUUUCUGAUAUCUGCAAGCCACAAUAGCAGUGAAAGUUGAAGGAAGAUUUAAAAAUUUUCUCACUCUAUGCUCAAAUGUGAGGAGAUUUUGGAUAAAUCUCUUUGAUGUCUACAACUCAUAACAGGGAGUGAAAGUUGAAAAAGAUUUGGAAAUUUUCUCUCUCUAUGAGCAAGUGUUAGAAGAUCUCAUAUCUUUUUUAAGACAUUUAUGUGGGUUUUAGACAUCUUUGGAUCAAUUUUGGUUGGUUGGAGAAUAUUUUGUGAAGGUAAAAAUCCAUGGGCCCGUGUUUGAGAAGGUUACAGUGUUCAAGAUGACCUCUAUAGACAUUGUGGACUUAUCUAGCGAUGAUGAAUGUGUAGAGCCGCAUUUGAAAUCUGUUAAGUCUGAGCCUGUUGUUGUUGGGAAUAUAAUACAACGAGAAGAAAGUAAGUUUCAACAGAAGCUCCAGUCGGAAACACAAUUUAAAAGGCAAGAAUCCGAAGAAAAUAGAAGCUCAAAUGUUUUGAGUACUGGCCAAAGUUGCUCUAGUAUACUGGAUCAAGGGCAGUCUCCGGUAGAUGAUUCGAGUCUUUCUUCCACAUCACCUACAUGUCCUGCACCGCUUUGUCGGCAGUUCUGGAAAGCUGGGAACUACAAUGAUGGGCUUGGUUCUAAAGUCUCACUUCAAAAUGGAAAAAACUAUCUACUUGUUCACCCAAUGUUCCUUCAUUCAAAUGCAACUUCACAUAAGUGGGCCUUUGGCGCUGUAGCAGAACUGCUUGACAAUGCAGUUGAUGAGAUCCGAAAUGGGGCCACUUUUGUCGUUGUAGACAAAACCACAAAUCCAAGGGAUGGAAGUCCAGCAUUGUUAAUUCAAGAUGAUGGCGGUGGAAUGGAUCCUGAAGCAAUGAGGCAGUGCAUGAGUUUUGGGUUCUCGGAUAAGAAAUCUAAAUCAGCCAUUGGACAAUAUGGAAAUGGUUUCAAGACUAGUACAAUGAGACUUGGUGCAGAUGUUAUUGUCUUCAGCUGCCACACGAGUAACAGGAUAUUGACACAAAGCAUCGGUCUCCUCUCUUAUACAUUUUUGACACGAACAGGCCAUGACAGAAUAGUAGUGCCCAUGGUGGACUACAAGUUUAAUACAUCAACUGGCACUCUGGAAAUACUACGUGCUAAAGAGCAUUUUUUGUCUAAUCUUUCCAUUCUAUUGCAGUGGUCUCCAUUUUCAACAGAAUCAGAGCUUUUGAAGCAAUUUGAUGACAUUGGGACUCAUGGCACCAAGGUUAUUAUCUACAAUUUGUGGUUCAAUGCUGAUGGGGAUGUGGAACUUGACUUUGAAUCAGAUCCUCAGGAUAUUCGUAUUAGUGGGGAGUCCAAAAGAAUUGAGACAUUACGUGCUUGGAAGACAACAAAUGAGCAGCACAUUGCUAAUCAAUUCCAUUAUUCUCUCCGUGUAUACUUGUCCAUCUUGUACUUGCGAGUACCUCAAACAUUCAACAUAAUAUUGCGUGGACGAGUUGUUGAGCAUCAUAAUAUUGCUGAUGAUCUCAAAUUUCCAGAAUUCAUUUUGUACAGACCUCAAUAUGGUGGAUGUGUUGAGGGUCAAGUUAUAACCACAAUUGGAUUCCUUAAAGAAGCUCCACAGGUCAGCUUUCACGGUUUCAACGUCUACCAUAAGAACCGUCUAAUACUGCCGUUUUGGCAGGUUGUGAGUUAUUCUGACAGUCGGGGCCGAGGUGUUGUUGGUGUUCUACAAGCUGAGUUCAUUGAGCCAACUCACAACAAACAAGAUUUUGAGAGAACUUCACUUUUCCAGAAGCUUGAAUCUCGGUUGAAGGAAAUGACUUUGGAGUACUGGGAUUAUCAUUGUGGACUCAUUGGAUAUCAGGUCAAAAAAAAGCUCCGUGCACCAGAGUUGCUGCAGAUUUCAUCUCAUAGUAUGCCACCCAGCAGCAAACAAGAAUUUAUUACAUCUAAUAAACUUUCCCCCGCUAUUGGUAGUGCAAAAGCCGGACUUGUAAUUGCAGAACAAUUCAUUCCCAAGUCUCAAUUCAGAUCUAAGCAAGGAGUAUUAGAGAAGAGAAAGGAACACGUUGAUUUAAUAGAAGUAGAAAAGGCCAAAAGGAGGGCAGUGGAAGUGGGCAAUGUAACUGAUGCUGGGUACAAUGAGGAGAUACAGCCACUAGUUACUGCUGGGAACCAACCAAAAGAUCAGGAGGCUGUCAACUUGUUGCAAGAAAACAAGAAGCUCCGAGCAAAAUGUUUGGAGUAUGAGAAGAGGGAAGAAGAACUUAAGUUCAAGGUGACACAGCUCAAAAUUGCAAUAGAGGAGGUUUGUCGGGAAUACAAUCGGAUGUUGGGCGAAUUAGAAUCAUUGGAGACAAUCAAGGAGGAAACCAAAGUAUAAAUGUAGUUUUUUUUUUUUUUUUUUCAAUUAUUUCAUAUGUACAAGUCUUGUGCUAUAGCUCAGUUUAGCCAACAACCGGUUGGGGUGAGAAUGAUGGGAUCGUUGCAAGUGAAAGCCUGGGUACCAGGGCUUUUUCUUCUUCCCCCGAAGUUUUGUUGUUUUUCUCUUCAGCCCUCCUUUUUCUCCAAGUGCUGUAAAUAUAAAGUGAAGAUAAGGUUAUAUUUCUUUAGCCCUCCUUUGAAGGAGUUGCAAAUUUUUCA